AUGGUCCACUUCGCCUUCAUCACCCUGUUGGCACUUACAGCCAUAAAUUCAGGCGAGUCGACGAGUAAAGAUGCAAUUUCAACGAGACUUGCUAAAAUCAAUCGAGAAAUCCCUAAAGUCACUGCGUAUCUGAAAAGUUCAGAAGCGAAAGUAAAACAGGCUACAGACAAGAUUCUCAGUCAAAAUGCAAGCUUACAAGGAGAAAUAAAAAAGUAUACGGACUGCCUGGAAAAUGCAUACAAGUACAGUUGGGGAAGCGAGGCAUUUAAAAAUAUACUUCACCAUUUUCCCGGAGACCCUCAUAGGAUAUUAGUCGAUGCGGCAAAAUGUAUCCAACAAGAAUCCUUCGAAUAUAAAAGAAAUAUAGAGGAGUUCCCCAUAAAGAAAUGUUUCGUGAAUAUGCCUCCAGCACCUUACGAAGAUCUGCGUCAACUCAAUGUACAAAUUUAUUACUUAUUCUUUCACAAACACGAGCAAACUUUUAAUAUUUAUGCGAAAAAUAUAAACGAAAUUCUAUUGAAGGGGUUGAUAUUUAUGAAACAUAAGUUACCGACCUGUGUUUCCCCAUCAUUCUCCAAACUUCGGAGAUUGGAUGGUGGUUGUUCACAGGUCGAAAAGACUAACUCAGUUAACUCACUUCUCGAUCUCAGUGCCAAAGUAGUUGCUGAAUUCCUGCCAUUUGAAUAUGUGGAGCGCAUGUUAGUUCAUGUUCCGGAACCUGUUCAAGAAAAGAUCAUUUACUAUUCUUUUCCACAACGAGAUAGUGACAUUUAUACAUAUGCAUCUUUUCACACAAAAUAUGACAAAACUCGAGAUAAGAUUCCGUAUUACCAGGGCUUGGAAUAUUUUCAGAAUAACUGUGUAGAGGAUGUAAUACAGAUAGGCUUUCAUUUAACUGGUUCUGUACGCCAACAACCUGCCUCAUGCGUUGUCGGGACACAAGGAGGAAAUAAGUUCAAGGUUUCUAUAACUUUUGACAGAUGCAAAAUAAUAUCCGUUUGCUGCGAUUGUGGUAAUAAGGGAUUACCAUGGUGUCCUCAUGUUGUCGCUCUGGCUAUAUUUCGCAUACGACAACCUCAGUCUGUGGAUUAUCGUUCACCUAUUUCUGAUGCCCUGGUAUGCAUGAGUCGUAGCCAACUACAGAAAUUUGCUCAAUACCUGAUUGCUUCACAUCCAAAUAAAAUUUUACCCAGUGCACAACGACUCGCCGAUCAGUUACUACAACCGGAAUCAACUAUCAAUAAAACUUCAGGCGCACCUGAUCCAACCGCUGGUGGGAGCCUACAAGAAGUAGCUGCAUGGUAUCUUGACGAAGCUGGUGUUCGUGAACAACUUCGUGCUGAAUUGACUAAUCUAGCCAAUAAUGCUACACUUGUUGGAGGAUUAUAUGGAGGUGAUAACAACUCACCACCUAAUAUACGGUUGCCGUCUGGUGGUGGUGGUGGUCAGUCGGGCGCCCAGCUUUCUGCAUCAGCUCCUCCAUCAGGCGUUAUGCAACAACGAUCAAACAAUUCACAUCGACCACAUCCCAACUCUUCAUCUUCAUUGGAUAAUAAUAAUAAUAACAAUAGUCGUGUUGUUAAUAAUAGAAAUCAAAGCGAUACUGACCAUACCUCCUCUCCUCCUCCUCCUCCCAGUGAAGAAGUUGGUCUAGACUGGUUACUCAGAUAUCGUCGAUUAACAACAUCGCAUCAGAAUCUGUUUAUCGGCAGUACAACAUGUACAAAUCCUUAUACAACAUUCAAUGACUUCGACUUUGCAUCAUCAUCAACAUCUAGUAACCAUGCCCCAGGAUCCUAUGAUGAAUCAUGUCUUCAUUCAGAAUCAUCGAUGUCCAACAACAACAACAACAGCAGUAAUCGUCUAUAUUAUUCCACUUCACCAUUUCACCUACUAUCCAAUUCAUUCGAUAUUGAUCCAAAUGUGCAUAAUAACUCCAAUAUCAAUACGACUAAUACUACUACUACUACUACUAAUAGUAGCAGUAUGCAGUCAAGUGGAACACAGAUUGCUGCCAUGUUCGCUAAAGUACGCGAAUUAUUGGCUAAACGUGAUUCAAAUGCUCCGCGUUUGUUAAGUCUUAUCACAGAAGAAUUACUGAACUGUUCAAAACUGCCUCCUUUAAAAUCAAGACGAAAUAUCCGGAAUAGUGGAAUCAACAUGGCGAAUAGAUCACAAACAAUUCCUCCUGUAAUCCGUUUACCGCAUAGUCAACUGCUGCAAACAUCUGAUCGUAAUUACUCCAGUGAAAACUUAUCCAACUCCUCCUCCUCAGCACCAUCACCAUCAUCGAAUCAUAAUUCCUCUCAUUCAUUGUUCAGUCAACCUCCUCCAUGGACUGUUCGACUAUGGGAAGAAGUGUGCCUGCUAUGGACACUUGUACUCCUUAGUCCUGAUUGCAGUGCUGAAGUGAAAAAACAAUGGCGUUGUCGACUACAGAAUUGGUCACGUGUCAGUCGAAGUCCCUGUGAUGAUUGUUAUCUACUUCCUAAUCAUUAUUUUUCGUCUAUUCAUGAAUUAUCCGAAGUCGAUGAAGUCGAUGGUCAGCAACACCAACAACAGUCUGGUGGCCAACAGCCAGCAACCUCUCGUGCCUAUCGUCGUACUUCAGUAUUCCGGCUGCCAAUAGAAGUCAGUUAUAUGUCAUGGGAUGAGGUCUGGUUAACGCAUUUAUUGUCUUUUAAUAAUAAUAAUAAUAAUAUCAAGUCGGACAAAAAUGAAGAAGAGCUCAAUGAGACCAGCGUCAACCGUCAAUCUCAUUAUUCAACAAAUAUUUCUUUGGAUGAUAAUAAUAAUAAUAAAACAACAUCUAAUUCGCCUGGAGCAGGCGGAGGAGGUGAAUGUCAUUGCCCUUAUUGUGAUCUUUCAGCCACUCUGACUGAACCAUUCCCCUUACUGUGUUUACGUGUCGCUGCAUUACGCAGUAAUGGUUAUCUAAGUCAAGCACUACAACUUGCUGUAUUCAUUAGUCAGCGUUUAUUGCGGUCGGUUAAAGCGAAAACUGCAUUAGCCACGUCUACAUUAUUCAAUAUGGGUAUGCGUAGUCCCCCGCAAACAUUUUCUCCGCACAUGUCUUGGAAUAAUAAUAAUAAUAAUAGUAACAGUAAUAGUAAUAAUAAUAAUAGUAACAAUAAUAAUAAUAAUUAUCCGAAUGAUAUAUUAACAGCGCGUCGUACACUGUUCAAUACACCGCCUAAUAAUGGACAAGGAAUUCGAGUUGGCGGUGGAAUGCAUUCUAAUUCACGUUAUAUAUCCUCAGCCAAUAUGCCCUCAUCUCCGAUUAUUAUUUCGAAUCAUGGCAAAUUCUCUCCUUCACAUCGCCGCCUUACCUCGCCUCGUCCAGCAUCACUCUCCCCUCCAAUUAAUGUGAAUCAUCAUUCACGUUCAAUUCCCCCACCUCCUCCCCCGCCUCUGCCUGCGCCUAGGCGUCUUGGUCUUUCACCGAAUUCAAAUCACAGUCCUGGUCCAUCAUGUUCUAAUCAUCAGCCUGUGAAUAAUAAUAAUAACUGUUGUUGGUCUAGUCAAUCCCCUUAUUUGUUUAAAUCACCUCCUCCCCCUCCCCCUUCUGCUCCUAGUACAUCUCAGCAAUAUUUAAAUCACUGUUCCCCGUCUGCAUCAGCACCAUCAGCAUCUUCAUCAUCAUCAGGAUCAUCACCAUUUUCUCCAGUUCCAUUUCAUAAUUCUUAUCAUCAUCAUCAUCAACAACAACAACAACAAUCGUCGAAUACCAAUCAUGUCUACUAUUAUUAUAAUAAGCAGCAUAUGCCUUAUCCAAAUUCUUCGCUUUACCCCUAUGCUUCUUCUUGUUCAUUACCACCACCUAUGCAUAACUCAAACUGUGGUAGCAAUGGGAAUAGCAUAGGAGCAGCAGCAACAGCAGCAGUGAUGCAUCCUGUUCACUAUAACCGCUCAUUAACUUCUCCUACUUCUCCUUGUCCUCCUCCUCCUCCUCCUGGGAACAGAUCUAUUCCUUCAAGACCGUUACUGUCGCCUCAUUCAAAUAUGCCCAGUGGUGGUGGUGGUGAUUACUUUCCAGGUCGACCUGUGAUUUGUCUAGUUGAAUGCUUAUUGGAUGCAGCUGCUAUUGUCGUUGAAGCGGCGGCUAGUCAUCAUCAUCAUCAUCAAACGCCUAUCGCUUUACCAUCAUCAUGGGGUCAUAUGGAAAAAGCAUCAUUCUACUUGUGUUUAGCAGUGAAAGUCAGUGGAUACCCCUAA
Messenger RNA from Trichobilharzia szidati, 4215 nucleotides. Lineage: Eukaryota; Metazoa; Platyhelminthes; Trematoda; Strigeidida; Schistosomatidae. The record is from the annotation of a GenBank genome assembly.